GUACGCGGAAGGAGGGUUACUUUACAACUUUAUCUUUUGUUAAAAAUAGGAAAACAUAUGGACUUUGCGGUGCAUUGGGGAUUCGUUGCACCGCUUUACAACUUUUAGUAUUUUUUUUUUUUUUUUUUUAUUAAAUAGAUUUAACCAUGUUUAAAAAUAAUGGAAAGAAGACCGCUAUUUCUAUAGCCAGUACAGCAUGUCUUUGCCUGCUGUUGGUCGUAGUUGCAGUGCAGCAUCACCGCUUUCAAGUGGAUGGAAUAAUCGGGACGGGGACUCCGCUCCUAAACGCACCGGACGCAGCGCAAGAAGACACCGGGAGCGCACAAGUUAAGAAGGGAUUCUCUGCGUACUUCACCAAACUGACCCGCGGACGGAGGGAGGUGGAGAAGCCCACACGCUCCUCUGAGUCCACAGACGACCCACCUCCAGCUGAGGACAUCAACCCAGAUGACAUCUUCAUCGCAGUGAAGACCACCAAGAAGUUCCACCAGUCCAGACUGAACCUCCUUCUGGACACAUGGAUCUCCAGAAACAUGCGUCAGACGUACAUCUUCACAGACGGAGAAGACGAGGAGCUAAAAAAGAAAAUCGGGAGUCAUGCAAUCAACACCAACUGCUCUGCAGCUCACAGCCGACAAGCUCUGUCUUGCAAGAUGGCAGUGGAAUAUGACAAGUUUAUAGAGUCUGGGAAAAAGUGGUUCUGCCAUGUUGACGAUGACAACUACGUGAACGUUCGGACUCUGGUGAAACAUUUGUCCCAGUAUCCUCAUACACAGGACAUGUACAUUGGAAAACCCAGUCUGGACCGGCCCAUAGAGGCCACAGAGAGGCUUGGGGACAACAAAAUGAAACCAGUCAAUUUCUGGUUUGCUACUGGAGGGGCAGGUUUCUGCGUGAGUCGAGGGCUGGCGCUGAAGAUGAGCCCAUGGGCCAGUGGCGGUCACUUCAUGAACACGGCAGAGAAGAUCCGCCUGCCUGACGACUGCACCAUCGGCUACAUCAUCGAGUCGGUGUUGGGGGUUCCUCUGACCCGCAGCAACUUGUUCCACUCCCACCUGGAGAACCUGCAACAGGUGUCAAGAUCUGAGAUUUAUAAACAGAUCACCCUAAGUUAUGGGAUGUUUGAGAACAAAAGCAAUAUCAUCAAUUUGAAAGGGGCCUUUCCUGUGGAGGAGGAUCCAUCAAGGUUCAAGUCUGUGCACUGUCUCCUGUACCCAGACACCCCGUGGUGUCCCCCUCAGGUUGCCUUUUAGGGCAACCGCUCCUUUCUCAUCCUCGUCCCCGUCGUGCCUCGGUAUCUGAAAGGCUCGUGGGGACCAGUGUUUGGUAUUAGACCGCGUGGCUGCUGUGUUGUCGCUGCAGCGGUGCGUGGUCUUUAAUAGUUUUACUGGGCUGCUGUGCGGCCCGCCUCGGGACUAUUCCUUCCUGUCCGACGCCAGGACCUCGUCCCAUCAUGCUUGAGGGGGAUGAGGAACCCAGCUCUCGGCAGGAAGUAGCUUUCAGCGUUAAGCUUUGCAGGCAAUCAGUUGAGCUUUGUGAUGUAUAUGUUGCUUGUAAAUGUAUCUGCAAUUCUCAUAGAAUGUAUUGUCAUAUAUUCAAGCCUUUUGCCAGCUUUACAUUAGCAUUUUUAUUUCCGCUUUUAACAAUAGAAGUCCGUACGAGCCUAAUGUACAUAGGCUUUUUGACUUUUAUAACAUUUAAUUGGCUUUUUUAAUGUUUCUGUUCAGAUGACUCCGGACGAACGCUCUACUAUGAAGAUGUUUUUGUGCUUUUUUUAAGUUAACAGUGUUAUUUCUCUCAUAACCUGAGCUGGCAGUAGGCAGAUUUCCAAAUGCAUCCUGUAGGUGACCUAAUCUGAAGUAUGUCAGGACAAAGCACUUUUCACUUUUAAAGUUAGACCUAAUUUACGUCCUCUAAUGACAUGUUUCAGAUUUGUGUCCAAACGAAUGAAACUAACCCCUCAAAAUCUCAGCUUCUACUCAUUGUUAUGUAUUUAAAAACAGCCCUUGCAUUUGUCACAAUCAGGGAAAAGAUUAAAAAAAACAAAAACAAAAAACAGCUGAUGGGUGGAUUGAUGGAGAUUUUGAUUCGGGGUUACAAUCAGCUUUUGAUUUGCUUUGAAAAAGUUUGUUGUUUGAAAGUUGCACAGCUGAGUUUCAAAUGAGCUGAUGUUUUGCUCCUGGAAAGACGCUCCCCUCGUGGGUUUUAAAGAAGAGCCUAAAGUAGCUAAAAUGGUCUGAUUCAAUAGCAUCUAAAUGACAACCACAUGUGUAACAGAAGCCACAGUCUGUAAAAAGUUUGCACAAAAAAGACUGAUGAGCCCCUCUGUUCCUUAUUUAUACAUAAUGUUACCGCUGAGGCCUGCGAGGUGAGAACUUAACAGGAGCAACGUCGCUGUUUUCACAUGGAGGCGCGUCCUUCCUCCGUGUCGUCUCUCACCCAUAUUGGGUUACACUGUACAUCUUGAUUACAGUAUUGUGUACUGUGCCUAUUGUUUAAAUGCGUAGCGACUGUACAGUUUAUGCUUAGAAUGUAACUUCCCCUUUGUGGUUUACAUACGCUUUUAAUGACCUGGACGUGAUUUUUGUACUGCUUUGAACUGUGUUAAAAGACUGUGGUGUUUAUUCUCCAGUAUCUGGAGGGUUUGAACAGUUCAUUCCCAAUACUGGCUUCUCAGGGAUUCUGAGCUGAUCCUGGUAUUAACUACCAAGGGACCCACGGCGGGACCUGAAAUGUUGAAUAAAAUGCAUAACCACUGAGAAAUUGA
Sphaeramia orbicularis (orbiculate cardinalfish) is the source of this 2767-nucleotide messenger RNA. It is a transcript of the gene lfng, whose product is annotated as LFNG O-fucosylpeptide 3-beta-N-acetylglucosaminyltransferase. The record is from RefSeq and is a predicted model, not a curated record. Gene Ontology annotation, molecular function: O-fucosylpeptide 3-beta-N-acetylglucosaminyltransferase activity. NCBI's taxonomy places the organism in Eukaryota, Metazoa, Chordata, Actinopteri, Kurtiformes, Apogonidae. The transcript has 8 exons. Gene Ontology annotation, cellular component: Golgi membrane. Gene Ontology annotation, biological process: pattern specification process. The coding region runs from base 147 to 1253 and encodes 368 amino acids.